This is a messenger RNA of Prosopis cineraria, 873 nucleotides long. RefSeq names its product nucleoid-associated protein At4g30620, chloroplastic-like. The record is from RefSeq and is a predicted model, not a curated record. Gene Ontology annotation, molecular function: DNA binding. Lineage: Eukaryota; Viridiplantae; Streptophyta; Magnoliopsida; Fabales; Fabaceae. The coding region runs from base 39 to 677 and encodes 212 amino acids. The transcript has 7 exons.
GUCAAAGAAGUGAACUUUACACUGCGGACUGGAUCGGAAUGACACCAACAAAAAUAAUUUCGGGGUGCCGUCAUUACCAUCUCCAUUGCAUUCAAUUUAAGGCUACAAAAAUGGCUGCCCCAGCAUCUUUUGCAUCACAGUUAACAAGCUGCCGCCCACUUAAGCUACCUGCAAAUUCGCUCUUCUGUGAGGUAAACCCAUAUGCCAAUCAUCAAAGUUACUCAUCUGUGUCACGGCCUAGAAAGAAGACUGGGAAGACCCUGCGAUCUGUCCAAGUGUAUGGCUUGUUUGGAGGGAACAAGGACAACAACAAAAAGGAGGAUGAUGCAGCCUCAAAGUCAGGGAUACUGGGUAAUAUGCAGAAUCUAUAUGACACAGUUAAGAAAGCUCAAAUGGUAGUUCAAGUUGAAGCAGUGCGUGUUCAAAAAGAACUUGCUGCAGCAGAAUUCGACGGAUAUUGUGAAGAUGAACUCAUAAAGGCAACUCUUUCUGGCAACCAGCAGCCUGUUCGCAUUGAGAUUACAGAAGCGGCAAUGGAACUAGGAGCUGAAAAACUCUCUCUUCUGGUUACUGAAGCUUAUAAAGAUGCACAUCAGAGAAGCGUCCAGGCCAUGAAGGAGAGGAUGAGCAGUCUAGCCCAAAGCUUAGGAAUGCCACAAGGACUUAACGAUGGUUGAAGUGAUAUCUAGAGAGAUUAAUUCAAUUUUGUGUUUCAUUACUCCUCAAGUUUUUUUUAUAUGAUUAUUGACAACUCUAUUUUCUGCGGUAAUUUAACGGUGUCAAAGGUGAAGACGAUCAAAGUUGUUUACACUCAUGUAAGAAUUCUCAUCACUUGCAUUGGAAUAUGAAUAAAAAAUAUGAAAAUUUUAAAAA